This is a messenger RNA of Aspergillus calidoustus, 2374 nucleotides long. NCBI's taxonomy places the organism in Eukaryota, Fungi, Ascomycota, Eurotiomycetes, Eurotiales, Aspergillaceae. The record is from the annotation of a GenBank genome assembly.
AUUCACGAUAAGAGUGGGACUCGCCGUCGUGACUCGCAAAAAGUGGUCCUGGGUCUCCAUCUACCCUGUGAGUUUUCUGGGUCACCGCUGCACGCGCGCCUUUCAGAGCCCAGAGACCUCAAUUGGUCUUCAAUGCAACAAGCUCACAAUGGCUGAUGGCAGAGGCACGCGGCUGAUCGCCUCAUGUUGGUCACUGACGGCUGCGGCAGGCAUCUUGCUGAUUCUGCGCGUAUACUGCAAGUUGUGGCGAGGACGCGGCCUGUGGUGGGACGACCACCUGCUGAUCAUCUCGUGGGUAUCCCUCUCAAUCGCAGUUUCGAUAAAUACCUAUAUCGUAUCCCUUGGAUUCGGCGACCACGCGGACACCAUUAGCGAUGAAAACCUCAAGACCAUCAACCUGCAUACGAUCCUAGUGGCGUUAUUCGGCAUCGUCGCGACGACCACGAGCAAGACCUCGUUCGCCCUCACGCUGCACAGAAUCACUACGAAUGUGUGGAUGAAGCACUUUCUCAUCUUCGUCAUCGUCACGAUCAACGUCUCGAUGAACCUGGUCUGGAUUUUCGGCUUCGCCAAAUGCACGCCGCUGAAGAGAGUGUGGGAUAAAGAUGUGCCUGGGACAUGCUGGGACGGGAAAAAACUACUGAAAUUUCAACUGUUUGCUGCUUAUUACUCGGCAAUUCUAGAUUUUGUGCUCGCACUGCUGCCAUGGCAGAUUAUCUACGGAAUGUCGAUGCUGCGACGCGAGAGGAUUGGAGUGGCAGUUGCGAUGAGCUUGGGUGCAAUUGCUGGAGUGACUGGUAUUGUCAAGGCAGUGCUUGUCGUCCACAUGAGCAGCAAUGAUAUUACCUAUGACCGUGUCGAUCUGACAAUCUGGACUCUUGCGGAGCCUGCAACCUCGAUCAUGGCAAUUUCGAUUCCGAUUCUGAGGACGCUAUACCGCGAGAUCCGAUCCAGCCACAAGAGCUACUCCCGAAACCAAACAGGCACACACACGCAUGACCCUCGAACAGGAACCCACACGCAAGCGACCGGCGCAGACAAGAAGUCGAAGCGCCACAGCAACAGUAUCAGCCGCGGUUGGAAGAACUCGGUGCAAGUCAUGUCAAAUAGGGGAUGGCAGGAGUCGCAAGAAGCUUUGAACGAGGAAGAAGAGAGCAUGAAAAGCACUGCAACACGGUCGUCUCCGAAGCAGGGCGGGAUUUUGAAAACGGAGGAAUUCACUGUCCAGCAUAAACGGGGGAGCUUUAGUGACAAAAGCUCGAUAGAGCUCAAGCCCAUGGGACUGGGCGCAGGCGGAGAUAAUGGGAGGGAGAAGUACACACGGGGAGCUGAAGCUUGACACUAUUGCCUAAUAACCUACUUUUCUUCUGUGCGGAAGAAAUCAUACAUCAAAGAAAUAACAGAGCGAAAAGUCUCCCUUAUAAGCACACAAAAAAAUGGCGCUCUCGAAGAGUUGUCUAAAGGAGGGCUCUCUCCACUCUUAAGACGUACCGGCAAGGCCCCGGCCACAGUCUUAAACCCGUCGAGUCAUUGAUGGGAUUCCAUAUUUUUGGUUCUUUCACUGCCUAGCCUGAAACCUGCGCUACUACCUUAGCUGUGGGUCUCUGACCGAGUUCGCUAGCUCAGUGUGAUCCCUACCUUGCAACCUGAAUAUCACCAUUUUUUAUUGGACUGCGACUUUAUCGAGAUGCCUUAUUCUUUCUGUCUCUUGCAACGAUCCAAAUCCGAUGGGAUUACUCGCCAUGCCUUGGUCGACUGGAGGCAUACUCGCCUUCAUCACGCUAAUCUACUCUACCGACAUGCACUAUCGCAGUGUACACCAUCUCCACGCGCCGGAGACGAGUUGGACGAAUAUGAUGCACUUAUCGAUCGUUAGAUAUUCCAUCUUCUACUGUUUCGUUUCCCUCAUCAAAUCUAACAAGAGCUCUACUUGCUACCAUCGCGCUUUACUGAUUCUGCGGUUCCCGAAGGACAAUCACACAAUCUGGUUGAGCCUCCGCCGCUCCGAGUUAGGGCUGGGUUGGUGAGGCCCAGCCUCAGCCCGCCAACAUGGCCGAACCUCAUUCGCACGCGCCACUCUGAUGAUCCCCAGUCUCCGGCAGAAGUUUGCUGUACUAUAAGAGUGUCAGAAUUCGCAACAUCUAAAACCGGCUGAUUGCAACCCCAGCCUUGGCAUUUAUGAUGGCAUAUGUUCUGAGAUAUUGUGUACUUUCGUUGUUUGGGUGGUGGAAUAGUGCUUAGAUAUUCCAAAGCCUGUAUUAUGCGUUGUGUGUGGUUUUGGUACAGUGUGUGUAUCACCAGGACUUGCCAUUGUUUUCUAGGAUUGCGGCCUCCGUUAAAGAGGCAUAGUUAAUGGAAGGUUUUAGAAGUAGAU